Molecule: messenger RNA, 810 nt
Organism: Colletotrichum spaethianum
Lineage: Eukaryota; Fungi; Ascomycota; Sordariomycetes; Glomerellales; Glomerellaceae
Product: [PSI+] inducibility protein 3
Exons: 2
Coding region: 1-810 (269 amino acids)
Biological process (GO): protein transport to vacuole involved in ubiquitin-dependent protein catabolic process via the multivesicular body sorting pathway
Cellular component (GO): ESCRT-0 complex
Molecular function (GO): protein binding
Source: RefSeq, a predicted model, not a curated record
AUGGACAGACAAACCAUCAUCGAGACCAACCGGUCGCUGCGCACCAUUAAGAAUGAACUCGAGAGCCUCCUCGAGAAGGGCGUCAUCUCGGAGGAUGCCUACGACAACAUCCACGCCACCCUCCCCGCUGAGACCCCCCUCCACGGCGCCGCAUCCCGCGCCGCCCCUAACGCCGCAACCCCCGUCCAGAACAACCCCACGUCUCCUCCCCCGACCGAGGCCAUGGCGGCUCUGAACGUCAACCCGAACCCGUCUCCGGCGCCGCCAUCCUACGCCCAGACCGGGCCCCCUUCUUUGCCGGCGCGCACCAACGAGAAGCCCGUCAUCGCUCACGCCCGCGCCCUGUACCGCUACGCCGGUGCCGACGCCCGCGACGUGGCCUUCGAGCGCGACGACCGCAUCGCUAUCCACGAGUACAUGAACGCCGACUGGUGGAUGGGCCGCAACCUCCGCACCGGCCAGGAGGGCAUCUUCCCCAAGACGUACGUCAUGGUCGAGCAGGACUCGGCCAAGGGCGCCUUCGCCCCGCCGCCCACUCAACCUCAGUACGCGCCGCAACAGGCCCAGUGGGCUCCUCAGCCGCAGUACGGCACGCCCCAGCCCCAGUACGCCCAGCCGCAGGGCCCGCCGCCGCAGCAGAACCCGUACAACGCCGACGUGCCACCCCAGGCCGUCGCCGAGUCGAGCACCGGCGGCAAGGAGGGCAAGGGCGCCGAGAUGGGCAAGAAGUUUGGCAAGAAGCUCGGAAACGCCGCCAUCUUCGGUGCCGGUGCCACCAUUGGUUCCAACAUUGUCAACAGCAUCUUUUAG